AUGCCCAACAGUCCAUUCAGAAAUUCUCAAACUGAAAUGUACUAGCAACCCACAAUGCCACUUUGCUCUAGCUCCGCUCGGCGACUGAACAAAGAAAGCAAACUACUUCAGACUUCACAGUCCUCAGGUGAAAGACGAUGGUGAGAAGUUAGUGAUGGAAAACAGAACGAAUGAGAAGGCUUCAUCUUUGAGAUGGAAAAUCCUUCGCCAGGCCCUUCUCCCUCGAGCUUCUCCGCCAAAUCCAGAUAAUCAAGCCCAAAUGGACAUCAAGCGCAUUUCAAGAAGGACCAUUUAUGGCUUCAACUUAAUUCCCUCUCGUCUACUCGACAAAUGUGAAACUGAUGACUGCGAUGAGUCGACUUCGAGGGAUGCGUGCCUUUGUUACACCAUACCCAUCCAUGGCUCUCCGAGAAUACUUUUGAUACAAAGAGUAGUCGACCGUGCUCAGCUCAGUGAUUUUGAGAUCUGCAACAGAUACAACAUUGACAACACAGGAGUUGUUUGUAAGUUGCUGUUAUCUUACUCAAGGAAGAUUUUAUAUUCCAACUUUACAGGGACUGAAACUACUUGCAUCAGAUCUCACUGUAGCUGGCCAUCAGAAGAUGUUCUUGCUUACUAUUGCUUGUCACAUGCAGAUCUUUUCAGGCAUAAAAAAGUUGUUGAGCUUGGGUCUGGCUAUGGCUUGGCUGGCUUUGUUAUUGCAGCUGUUACGGAGGCGUCAGAGGUUGUAAUCUCAGAUGGAAAUCCUGUAGUAGUCAAUUAUAUUCAGCGCAACAUUGAGGUUAAUUCAGGAGCAUUUGGAGAAACAACAGUGAAGCCUAUGAUGCUUCACUGGAAUCAGGAAGAACCUUUUGAUAUUGCCAAUACUUUUGAUAUCAUUGUUGCAAGUGAUUGCACUUUCUUUAAGGAUUUCCAUGGAGACCUGGCCCGGAUUGUCAAACUCCUUCUAUCAAAAACGGGAUCCUCUGAAGCAAUUUUUUUAAGCCCUAAAAGAGGGAAUUCACUAGACAUGUUUUUGGAGACUCUCAAAGAAUAUGGCUUGCAAUUCACUGUAACUGAGAACUAUGAGGCAGAAGUUUGGAACCGUCAUAAGAAAUUCAUGGAUGGCAAGGAUAGAGACUCUUGGCCCAGCUAUGAGAAAGAUCACUGCUAUCCACUAUUAAUCAGAAUGUCGCCAUGAACUUUUAGAAGCCACUUCUUUGAUUCAAAUGCUUUGCCUGUGACCUCUUUUCCAUUUCUGUCUGAGCCAUGUUUGACGAGGAUCACAUGCAAAUGCAUUCCUCCGAUACAUAAAAUCUGCUAGUACAGAUACUUGCCAAUAACAAAGCAUCGUUGGAUAAAUCUAUUGUUGGGCUCGUAUCAUCAGCAUAAUGAAUAUUAAGAAUAUUCGACGGUUCCCUUGAUCUGGUCAAGAAUUUUUGGCCCCAAAAGGACCAAAGGCAUAUAUUGAGUUCAAUAGUUCAUUAUAAACUUUUGCACUUGUUCUUUGUCUGCCAAUAUUAAGAAAAUCUGUAGUUGGUAGAUGGUAGUGUGUUAUUGUGACAAAACUCCUACCAUUAUUAUUGUGCAUCCUUUUAUUAAUGGUUGUUCAGAUGAA
Molecule: messenger RNA, 1597 nt
Organism: Prosopis cineraria
Lineage: Eukaryota; Viridiplantae; Streptophyta; Magnoliopsida; Fabales; Fabaceae
Product: calmodulin-lysine N-methyltransferase
Exons: 7
Coding region: 155-1180 (341 amino acids)
Cellular component (GO): cytoplasm
Molecular function (GO): calmodulin-lysine N-methyltransferase activity
Source: RefSeq, a predicted model, not a curated record